Fusarium redolens is the source of this 1575-nucleotide messenger RNA. RefSeq names its product SRP54-type protein. Gene Ontology annotation, molecular function: ATP hydrolysis activity; GTP binding; GTPase activity. The coding region runs from base 1 to 1575 and encodes 524 amino acids. Gene Ontology annotation, biological process: SRP-dependent cotranslational protein targeting to membrane; SRP-dependent cotranslational protein targeting to membrane, translocation. The record is from RefSeq and is a predicted model, not a curated record. Gene Ontology annotation, cellular component: signal recognition particle, endoplasmic reticulum targeting; cytosol. NCBI's taxonomy places the organism in Eukaryota, Fungi, Ascomycota, Sordariomycetes, Hypocreales, Nectriaceae. The transcript is spliced from 2 exons.
AUGGUUCUUCAAGAUCUCGGCCGUCGCAUCAACGCGGCGGUCACAAACCUGACCCGAGAGCAAAAUCUCGAUGAAAAGGCUUUCGAUGGUAUGCUCAAGGAGAUUUGCGCCGCUCUCCUCGAAGCAGACGUCAAUGUACGACUCGUCGGCCAACUACGGAAAUCCAUCAAGUCGACAGUCAACUUUAAAGAACUCCCCCCCGCCGUAAACAAGAAACGCCUCAUCCAAAAAGCCGUCUUCGAUGAACUCGUCAAACUCGUCGAUCCCCACGCCGAACCCUUCCGACCGAAGAAGGGAAAGAGCAAUGUCAUCAUGUUUGUUGGUCUCCAGGGUGCAGGAAAGACAACGACAUGUACAAAGCUCGCGCGACAUUAUCAGUCCAGAGGUUUCAAGGCUUGUCUGGUUUGUGCUGAUACGUUCAGAGCUGGUGCUUUUGAUCAGUUGAAGCAGAAUGCUACAAAAGCCAAGAUUCCCUACUAUGGUUCUCUCACAGAAACGGAUCCUGCCGAAGUUGCGAGAGCUGGUGUUGAUCAAUUCAAGAAGGAGAGGUUUGAGGUCAUCAUUGUUGAUACGUCUGGUCGUCAUCGACAGGAAUCUGCUCUCUUCCAGGAGAUGGUGGAUAUUCAAGAAGCCAUUAAACCAGACGAGACUAUCAUGGUUCUUGAUGCUUCGAUCGGUCAACAAGCGGAAUCACAAGCCAAGGCUUUCAAGGAGGCGGCUGACUUUGGAGCCAUCAUCAUCACCAAGACGGACGGUCACGCGCACGGCGGUGGUGCUAUUUCUGCAGUCGCUGCGACACACACUCCAAUUGUCUUUAUCGGUACUGGUGAACAUAUGCUUGACUUUGAGAAGUUUGCUCCUCAACAAUUCGUUCAAAAGCUGCUUGGUAUGGGAGAUAUGGCUGGAUUGAUGGAGCACGUGCAGAGUUUGAACCUGAACCAAAAGGACACCAUCAAACACAUCCAGGAGGGUAUCUUUACGGUGCGCGAUUUGAGGGAUCAACUCUCCAACAUUAUGAAGAUGGGUCCUCUAUCAAAAAUGGCUGGUAUGAUUCCUGGCAUGAGCAACAUGAUGCAGGGCAUGGACGACGAAGAAGGCGGCGCCAAACUCAAGCGAAUGAUCUACAUCUGCGACUCAAUGACCGACAAGGAACUCGACUCGGACGGCAAGAUUCUUAUCGAACAACCAACUCGAAUGACACGGAUUGCACGAGGAUCAGGAACAUCAGUACGCGAAGUGGAGGACCUCCUAACCCAACAACGAAUGAUGGCAGGCAUGGCAAAGAAGAUGGGAGGAAACAUGAAGAACAUGCAACGAGCACAGCAAGCCAUGGGAGGAGGUAACAAGGCACAACAAUUAGCGGCCAUGCAAAAGAGGUUACAGAGCAUGGGAGGUGCAGGCGGUGCAGGAGGUAUGCCUGAUAUGGGUAGCUUGAUGAAGAUGCUUGGUGGAGGUGGCGGAGGUAUGCCUGGUGGUAUGGAUAUGCAGGCUAUGAUGAGGCAGAUGGGUAUGGGUGGUGGUGGCAUGCCUGGUAUGCCUGGGAUGCCGCCUGGAGGUGGUAGAGGUAGAAGGUGA